ACAAGAAGAAAAAGGUUGCUCAAGGCUAUAUGUAAAACAUCAGUUUCACAAGAAGGUAGGUUGGCUUGAGUUACCGAUAUUAACGAAAAACGCCAUUUUUUUGAAUAUUAUAGCUUGAAAGUGAGUAGUUCGGAGAAUAUUUUCAAUUUAUUGACUGAAAACCAGCGCACACAAGAUGGAUAUUAGGCCAAAUAAUACGAUUUAUAUCAAUAAUCUGAACGAGAAAGUGAAGAAAGAAGAACUGAAGAAGUCUCUCUAUGCUAUAUUCUCACAGUUUGGACAGAUCUUAGAUAUUGUUGCACUGAAAACUUUAAAAAUGAAAGGACAAGCUUUCGUUAUUUUCAAAGAAAUCCAAAGCUCUACCAAUGCCUUGAGGUCAAUGCAAGGGUUUCCGUUUUAUGACAAACCGAUGCGCAUACAGUACUCCAAACAGGAUUCGGACGUCAUCUCCAAGCUGAAGGGUACAUAUCAGGAAAGACCGAAGAAGGUCCGACCACCGAUGGCUAAAGACGAAGAAGCACCAAGGAAGAAGAAGAAGACCAAGGACCCCAACAGGGUGCCUGGCGGAGCUAACGCCGAACAGCCUCCUAACCAAAUUCUCUUCCUUACCAAUUUGCCUGACGAAACGAACGAGAUGAUGUUGUCCAUGCUGUUCAACCAGUUCCCAGGCUUCAAAGAAGUCCGUUUGGUGCCGAACAGACACGACAUUGCUUUCGUUGAGUUUGAGAACGAAAUGCAGUCCGGAGCAGCGAAAGAUGCCCUGCAGGGAUUCAAGAUCACGCCUACGCACGCGAUGAAGAUUUCUUUUGCCAAGAAAUAAAUUUAGAGAAAGCAUUUUGUACUUGAGUUUGAGAAUAGUAUUUUAUAGUGAGCCACCGUCUAGUUUUUAAUUGCGAUGCCAAGUCAGAUUAGUUUAUUAUAUUUUAGGCGACAUGUGUAAA
Messenger RNA from Leptinotarsa decemlineata (Colorado potato beetle), 941 nucleotides. It is a transcript of the gene snf, whose product is annotated as U1 small nuclear ribonucleoprotein A snf. NCBI's taxonomy places the organism in Eukaryota, Metazoa, Arthropoda, Insecta, Coleoptera, Chrysomelidae. The record is from RefSeq and is a predicted model, not a curated record. Gene Ontology annotation, molecular function: RNA binding.